Molecule: messenger RNA, 2872 nt
Organism: Plectropomus leopardus (leopard coralgrouper)
Lineage: Eukaryota; Metazoa; Chordata; Actinopteri; Perciformes; Serranidae
Gene: prrg1
Product: proline rich Gla (G-carboxyglutamic acid) 1
Cellular component (GO): extracellular region
Molecular function (GO): calcium ion binding
Source: RefSeq, a predicted model, not a curated record
ACCGCGCACAGCAACAUUCUGGGGCAGCAGAGGAGACGACGGAUCGUUUAUGCGCAUUUUUGGGACGAAAAGAGAUAAAGCACCCUAAACAGACUCGCAGGAUCAUGGGGAGUGUGUUCCUGCCGGCGGACGCAGCCCACUCGGUGCUGCGACGGCUGCGCAGGGCCAACUUCUUGCUGGAGGAGAUGAAACAGGGGAACAUCCAGAGAGAGUGCCGCGAGGAGAUCUGCACCUAUGAGGAGGCCCGAGAGGCUUUUGAGAACGACGAGAAGACGAGACGGUUUUGGGACGAAUAUGUGCGGGAGAGCAGUCCGUCAGGAGGGCUGGAGACGGUGGUUGGAGGAGUCCACUCUCUUUACUUGAUAGUGCCGUUGCUGCUGGUUGUGCUCAUCAUCGCCGCCGUGGCCAUCACUGUGUGGCGCUGCCACUCCCGCAAGCGCUCGCAGCGCAGCCCCAGCCUGGGACACUCGCAUCACGACCACGUCCUGUCAGUGGUCUCUAUGGACCAUUGGGGGAGGGAUUAUCACCAUGGUGACCAAUCAGAACUCAGCGUCCACAGCAGCCCUGCUUAUCCAGGCUCAGAGCUCACAUCAGGGAGAGGGAGCGCCGGAGACCCGCCACCAUCUUAUGAGGAGGCCGUGGGCCAUGCAGACGUCCAAAUAGAGACAGAGCCACCUCCGCAGUAUGAGGACAUAGUCAACACCAGCUCUACUAAUGUCAGUGGUGGCCAUGGGAAGUAAACUUGUCUCUCACCUUCACCCCAACAGAAGCCCUAACCUACACUGAGACCAUCUGAUCAUUUAGCAGUAUUACUGUUGUGAUAUCACCAGCCUUCCCCGUUCAACACAUACAGAAACACUUUUAACUCUCUGGUCAGUGGACUAAUGCCAUCUUUUGCGGAGCCAGCGCUGUUGAAAUUUGCACUAAUCUUUCAUCAAUGAGGCAAAGUGAUAGCAGGAAGGAUAUCGCAAUACCAAAAUCAACCAGCCUCUGCUGAUUUUCCUCGAGUUACAACCGUCAAACUGUAGCAAGUCAUUUAACUCAGCAGACCUAACAAAUGUUGCAUGUGGCGUAAAAAAAAAGGGUUCUGAUUGCCAUAAUGACAGACAUUAUUCUAAAAGUGUAAAUGGGGGUUGGACCGAUGCUUAAUUGAAGGUUAGUGCCAAGACUUAGUUGGCCAACAGCAGAUAUUUUGCACCUAUUUUUAAUAUCUUUAUAUUGGACUUCUGUCUUGUAAAAAGGGAAAAGUGUUUGCUGUUUUGAGCUGUUUAUAAGUGUGCAUAUUGCAUAAAAAAUUUUGCUUUGCAAGAUUGAGAAACGGCAGUUAGCCCACAAAGCAACAAUUCCAGACAAAUUAAACUUGCAUUAAGUGAUUUUGGACCUCCAGGGGGCAGAAAGAGAAAAACAGGUUCAAAAUUAAGCACAUAAUUGGUGAUGAUUUUUCUUUAAGUCAACAAUUGUCUGUAGUAAUGGAUGCUUGGCUUGUCUAGGCUUGUCAACAAAAAUAGUAAAUAUAAUUAAAUGUAAAUAGCUGCCCAAAGUUUGAAAGUGGGAGUUAAAGCGAUCAUUGAGACCCAAACAUUUAGUAAAUUAUAAGGUGUCAGAGCCAAAACAAUUCAUCAAAACUGUAAUGCGCUGCAGAGUUGCAUGCUAAUUAUUGUUAUCAAAAUGAUCAUUUAAUGCAGGUUUAUAGUUAAAUUGCCAAAUGAAUGCAUUAGUCCAACUCCAGUAUACACUUGUGAAUGUUUUAAAGUUUAAAACUGGGGAUAAGACCAGCAGUUAUAACAGGUGCUGUUGAAACGUGUUUUGUGUUUGUGUUUGUGUUAUUUUAUGCUUAUAUUUUGGUCAUGCAUGCAGCUUGGUCUGUACACCUGAGGUUGGAUCUGGCUGUGCACUGUUUGUUGAUGGUCAGCGCUUGCUGGCCCAUGUCUGUCUCUGGGCUGUUGGCAGUAGCUCAGAGCCUGCUUUAACUGUGAAAACCUUUCCCUACGCUUUCCUCUAAAGCAAAUGUAACCAUGUUGGACAUGACUACAGUCUUCUGCUGUGCCACUAACACUAAAAGCACACUGAGGAUUCUACAAAUAGGUUUGCAGCGACACUAAUAAUGUAAGUUGUGGAGUGACUUGCACAGGAAUGUAGGACAGAAAGCAAUAUAAUCAGAAGCUUUGGAAAAAGAUGUAUCAGAGAGGAGAAAUUCUGUAUGUAGAGACACUAUGGACAGAGUUCACAUUUAGCAUGUGUUAUGUACCUGUAUAUAAAUAUAUGUAGUCUAUAUGUGUGAAGGUCAGUUACAGUGAGAUUGCCUUUUACUGCAUAGGAGUGCAGUGAAUACAUUAACACGUGUUUAACUAUAAUACAGUAGGUGGAUAAAUGAAGGCACUUUGUGUUUAAGCUCAAAAUGAGCUGUGUGAUGAAAACUAGGACGGUCUGGUUUGACGUCUUUAGCGUCUUUCUCAGCCAUUACGAUGUCACUGUAAUCCUUGGGGAAAAAAGUGCUCAUACUCUAUAUGCAAUGUUGCUGCAUACACUCUAAAAACCAAAUAUAUCUGUCUAAUGUUCACGGAUACUGAUAAAUGUUACAUUUGCUGUCUACACCUCACAGACUUUGAGCACUGAUUAUCCUUUUUUUUGAGUUGACCUGUGAACCUCAGCACUUGCUAUGACCUUGACCUGAGUUGUGCUGGCAGGUUAGCCAUUUUGGUUGGGUCACUUUAACUGUUGCAGAGCCCUUUUUUUCCUUUUUUUUUUUUUUUUUUUACAAUGCCUUAUAAAAUAAAUAAAAUGUUAUAUAACAUUUAAUGCAAGAGAACUUGUUAUAAAUCCUUGAUAUGUGCAGAAGCUUGAAUUAAUUUGUAAUAAAACAUCAAAAAUG